This is a messenger RNA of Pyrus x bretschneideri (Chinese white pear), 1551 nucleotides long. Its product is annotated as prunin 1 Pru du 6.0101-like. The record is from RefSeq and is a predicted model, not a curated record. The coding region runs from base 1 to 1551 and encodes 516 amino acids. Gene Ontology annotation, molecular function: nutrient reservoir activity. Lineage: Eukaryota; Viridiplantae; Streptophyta; Magnoliopsida; Rosales; Rosaceae. The transcript is spliced from 4 exons.
AUGGCUAAGCUUUUUGUUUUCUCUCUUUGCUUGCUUCUUAUAAUCAACAGCUCUCUAGGGUCCCACCAGCAGUUUCAGCAGCAGAAUGAGUGCCAGUUCGACCAGCUCCAGUCCCGGGAGCCCGACAACCAGAUUCAAUCCGAGGCUGGUCUGACCGAAUCCUGGAACCCCAACGACCAGCAGUUCCAAUGCGCCGGCGUUGCCAUGGUUCGACGCACCAUCCAACCCAACGGCCUUCACUUGCCUUCCUUCCUCAACUCUCCGCAACUCAUCUACAUUGUUCAAGGUAGGGGUGUGUUGGGUGUGGCGUUCCCCGGCUGUCCUGAGACGUUCGAGGAUUCUCAGGACCAGCAAUUCCAGCACCAACAACAAUUCCAGCCGUUCCAGCCCUCCCGACGACACGGAGGACAGGGACAACAACAACAGCAAAGCGAGGAGAACCAAGACCGCCACCAGAAGGUCCGACACAUCAGAGAGGGUGACAUCAUCGCCUUGCCCGCCGGUGUCGCUUACUGGAGCUACAACAACGGCAACCAGGAUCUCGUUGCUAUCUCCCUCCUUGACUUCAGCAACGAGCAGAACCAGCUCGACCAACAGCCUAGGAGAUUUUAUCUAGCUGGCAACCCACAAGACGAGUUCAGCCAGCAACAAGGCCAACGGUAUCAGCAGGGCCGCCAACAGCAACAGCAGGGCCGCCAACAGCAGCAGCAAGGCCGGGGUGGACAGCAAGAAAGGGGCCAACAAGGCCGGCGUGGACAGCAGCAACAGGGGGGCAACAGCAAAAACCUCUUUGCCGGCUUCGACACUCAGAUGCUCGCUCAGGCUCUGAACGUCGACGAAGAGAUCGUCAACAGGCUCCAGGGAUUGAACGACGACAGGAACGAGAUUGUCCAGGUGCAGGGCCAGCUCGACUUCGUCGGCCCAUUCAGCCAGGGCGAGCAGGAAGGGAGACGCCAGAUGGGAGGAGGAGGCCGCGACAACAGUUUGGAGGAGACAUUCUGCAGCAUGAGGCUCAAGGAGAACAUCCGCGACCCUUCUCGCGCCGACUUCUACAGCCCUCAGGCUGGCCGCGUUUCCGUCGUCAACAGCGGCACCCUUCCCAUCCUCAGCGCUCUCCGCCUCAGCGCCGAGCAUGGCGUCCUUUACAACAAUGCCAUCUACAGUCCAUACUGGAACCUCAACGCGAACGAACUUGUAUACGUGAUCAGAGGCAAUGCUAGGGUUCAGGUGGUGAACGAGAACGGAGACGCCAUCUUGGACGACGAGGUCAACGAGGGACAGGUGUUCUUGAUUCCCCAGAACCACGCCGUCAUCACCCAGGCAGGCAACCAGGGAUUCGAGUACAUUUCCUUCAGGACGAAUGACUUGGCCCUCAUUAACACCAUGGCAGGGAGGACCGCCGUGUUGAGGGCGAUACCGGAGGAUGUGCUUCGCAAUGCCUUCCAGAUUGACCGCCAACAGGUCAGGGAUCUCAAGAACAACAGGCAGGAGACCCGAGUGUUGAGCGCCAGCUCUUCUUCCUCACGCCGACCAUGGUCGAUCAUGCCAUGA